Messenger RNA from Parnassius apollo (apollo), 921 nucleotides. The record is from the annotation of a GenBank genome assembly. Lineage: Eukaryota; Metazoa; Arthropoda; Insecta; Lepidoptera; Papilionidae.
AUGCCUGAAGAGCUUGCAUCUAAUGCUAUGUGUAUGAAUGGAAGAUUUCUUAUGAUAUUUGGUGGUACAGGAGCUCCAUUUGGCAAUAAAUGCAGCAAUGAUGUUUUAGCAUGGCGUACAUGCCCCGGUGACGCAAAGUUACAAAUAUUAGAAGUGACGGGAACUAGACCACCUGGGCAAUACGGGCAAUCAAUAUUGUGUUAUGAUGGCUAUUUCUAUACAAUUGGUGGUACAAAUGGAUUUGCAUACAACUGUGAUAUAUAUAGGUUAAAUCUACGGACUAUGACUUGGGAACCAGUAUUUGUAGGAACUGGCCAGGAAGGUGAACCAUUUGGCAGAUAUCGGCAUGAAAUAGCUCGUGUUGAGAAUAAGAUAUAUAUUAUUGGUGGUGGCACUGGGGAAUGGGCAUUCGAACUCAUGGAAAUACCAAUGUACGACCUUGAAACCAAUACAUGGACAGUUUUAACUCCAAAAGCUGAUGAUACAAUAAAGAAUACUUUAGCUCCAUUACCUAGAAAGUGUCAUAGUGCUGUGCAAAUUGACACACCAAAUGGUCCUCAGGUGUUUGUUGUGGGUGGUUCAGACGGACAAUCAAUGUUUGAUGACGUGUGGAGGUUGAAUAUUUCUGAUCUUCAAUGGAAUUUAAUGCGAAAGACUGUAUUACCUCAUCCACUUUCCUUUCAUUCUUCUACAGUCACUUCAUAUGGCUGCAUGUAUAUUUUCGGUGGCAUUGAACCAAAAGAAGAAGCAACCUGUAGAAAUAAUACCAUGUAUAAAGUUUGGAUUUGUAUACCGAAAUUAAGUGAGAUUUGCUGGGAGGCUUUGUUGACUUUUCAUCCUAAUUUAGACCAAGUUAAAAGAAAAACUCUUUUAAAUAUUGGAAUCCCCAUUCACCUUGUUGAUAGAUUACAGCCACAGUGA